UCAUUGUGGCGUGAGUUUGGCAUUUGGCCAAAACAUUCGAGAAGAAACUUUGGCUUUUGGUUACGAGAAACUUAUUAAUUUUCGAAAAAAUGUGUAGCACGGAACAGAAACCUCUUUUCAGGGAUCUCACGGCUGAAGAUCCUGAGCCGGAAGUCACAGAAAUAGAGUCUUUAUGCGUCAAUUGUUUUACAAACGGUACAACUAGACUUCUAUUGACGCGCAUCCCACACUACAAGAAUGUAGUGAUUAUGUCAUUCAGCUGCCCGUCAUGCGGGUAUGAGAACAAUGAGAUCCAACCUGGUGGGGCCACCGCUGAGUUGGGCAUCAGAUGGAAACUCCGCGUGGAAACCAGCGCAGACCUAAACCGGCAGGUGGUUAAGAGUGAUUACACAUCUGUGAAGAUUCCAGAAAUUGAUUUUGAGAUUCCAGCACAGAGUCAGAAAGGAGAGGUGACUACCGUGGAAGGAAUACUGACUCGUGCUGUGGCAGGGCUGAAACAAGAUCAGGAGAAGCGAAGGACGGAGCACCCUGAUGCUGCGGCACAAAUAGAUGCCUUCAUUGAAAGGUUGGAAGCCCUGCGAUCACUCGCCACGCCGUGGACUCUGCUGCUUGAGGAUAUCAGUGGCAACUGCUUCAUAGAGAACCCAGAGGCUCCUCAAAAGGACCCGCGAGCUGAAAGUACAGAUUUCAAGCGAACCAAGGAGCAGAAUCACGUACUAGGCAUCUAUACACAUGAAGAGCCGUGUGACGAUGACUCUGAUAGUGUCUCAGACAGCCUCCCCGGUACCCUGACGCCUGCAGACCCUAGUCAGGGCUCCUACGACCGUCUUGUUAAAGACGAAGUCCUACAGUUCAGAACCAACUGUCCCGACUGCAACGCGCCUGCCGAUACCAACAUGAAGCUUACUAAUAUCCCGCACUUCAAAGAUGUAGUGAUCAUGGCGACUGUAUGUGAUGCUUGUGGACAUCGGACCAAUGAAGUAAAGUCUGGCGGUGGAAUAGAAGACAAGGGUGUCAGGUUCGAGGUCCGCGUCGCAAAUAGAGAGGACUUUUCAAGGGAUAUCCUAAAGUCGGAAACCUGCAGUAUGUCAAUACCGGAACUUGACCUAGAAGUGGGGGGCAAAGCCCUAGGGGGCCGCUUUACUACCGCGGAAGGCCUUAUCAGGGCUUCGGUGGAACAGUUGAAGUGUGCGCCCGCGCUUACAGGAGACGCACCCGGAUUGGCUAAGGAGCGCCUCGAACAAUUCACGGAAAAGCUGGAAGAGGUUUUGGAGAGCAAGCGAGCCAUCACCAUCAUCCUGGAUGAUCCAGCCGGCAACUCCUAUGUGCAGAACCUUAAUGAUGAUCCAGAGCAAUACGAUGAUGGCCUCAAAGUGACUCGCUACGAGCGAACGUACGAGCAAAACGAUGAACUUGGCCUCAACGAUAUGAAGACUGAAGGAUACGAAGAAGAAAGUUAAAAAUAUUCCACUAUGUUAUAUUGUAAUACUUUGUAAUAUAAAUAAUAAGCUAUAAAUAAAUUAUUUGCGUUA
This is a messenger RNA of Maniola jurtina (meadow brown), 1532 nucleotides long. It is a transcript of the gene Zpr1, whose product is annotated as zinc finger protein ZPR1. The transcript has 12 exons. Gene Ontology annotation, cellular component: cytoplasm; nucleus. The record is from RefSeq and is a predicted model, not a curated record. NCBI's taxonomy places the organism in Eukaryota, Metazoa, Arthropoda, Insecta, Lepidoptera, Nymphalidae. Gene Ontology annotation, molecular function: zinc ion binding. The coding region runs from base 90 to 1460 and encodes 456 amino acids.